AUGUGUCACGUCUGCGAGAUGUCACCGCUGCAGAUGCGUCAGUGGUACGUCGCACUGAGACGCCAUGCCUGUGUUCCACCUGUCGACGAUACGCCGAGUACUGGUGUUGAAGAGAACUCGGACGAAUACACUGAUGACUCCGACAACAUUCAAACGCAACCUGGCGAGAAUGCAGCUGCUGGUGUGCUAUCGGACGAUAUCCCUCGGUCAUACUUGUCUAUUACUCCCAGCAGUGGGUCCGAGGAUGAGCCUCUUGUUGACCCCCGAGCUAGGCGACGCGCAGAAGCCCAGGCCCGAGUGGCUGCUGCUGGCGCAGAGGAAAACAAUUUUUCUAAACCUCCUAGUGCCAUUUCUGCAUGCUAUGACAGUAACGGAGGUGAUGAGGAGGCACCAACCAAAAUCAACAACCUCGAAGGCUGGAAAUAUGUCGUUAAAGCCUGGGGCACUGUCAAGGAAGAAUCUAUUCGCCACUGUUUCCACCACGUUCCAAUCAUCAGCAAAGACCAAAAGAUUCUACUCGACAGCCUUGGCCAUAAUGCAGAAGUCGCCAGCGCACUCCAAGUCACCUAUCCUUCCUAA
Gamsiella multidivaricata is the source of this 579-nucleotide messenger RNA. RefSeq lists its product as uncharacterized. Bases 1 to 579 code for a protein of 192 amino acids. The record is from RefSeq and is a predicted model, not a curated record. The transcript has 3 exons. NCBI's taxonomy places the organism in Eukaryota, Fungi, Mortierellomycota, Mortierellomycetes, Mortierellales, Mortierellaceae.